Drosophila bipectinata is the source of this 1521-nucleotide messenger RNA. It is a transcript of the gene KdelR, whose product is annotated as ER lumen protein-retaining receptor. Gene Ontology annotation, cellular component: cis-Golgi network; endoplasmic reticulum; membrane. The record is from RefSeq and is a predicted model, not a curated record. Gene Ontology annotation, molecular function: ER lumen protein retrieval receptor activity. Gene Ontology annotation, biological process: endoplasmic reticulum to Golgi vesicle-mediated transport; protein retention in ER lumen. NCBI's taxonomy places the organism in Eukaryota, Metazoa, Arthropoda, Insecta, Diptera, Drosophilidae.
UCGGAACCACGACUCACAGUUCACCUGCGGCCACGUCAUUUGACUCUCUUCGGUUCUCUCAUUAUGCUGACAUUCUGCUGAGAAUUUUUUAGAAAAGCGGCAAAGCACCAAGUUUUACUCGUUGGCAAAUUAGGCGACAAUUUAUUUGGUAACGGUGCGUUCUAACACGUCGCGAGACUGCGAAGGAAAAACACCAAACAACAGAAGAAGCAGAUAGCAGACAGCAGCCCCUCGAGGUAUCAGGUCAGGAUGAAUAUUUUUCGCUUCGCUGGAGAUCUCUCGCAUGUGUUCGCCAUAAUAAUAUUGUUGCUAAAGAUAUGGAAGACCCGAUCGUGCGCCGGCAUAUCCGGCAAAUCGCAGAUUCUCUUCGCAGUGGUAUACCUCACCCGCUAUCUUGAUCUCUUCACCACAUACGUGAGCCUGUACAACUCGGUGAUGAAGGUGCUUUUCCUGGCCACGUCUGGAGCCACGGUAUACUUUAUGUACGUCAAGUUCAAGGCAACCUACGACCACAACCACGAUUCCUUCCGCAUCGAAUUCCUGCUGGUGCCGUGCGCCCUGCUCUCGCUUGUGAUUAAUCAUGAGUUUACGGUGAUGGAGGUGCUGUGGACCUUCUCGAUCUAUUUGGAAUCGGUCGCCAUUCUACCGCAGCUGUUCCUGGUGAGCAAGACCGGGGAGGCCGAGUCCAUCACGAGCCAUUACCUGUUUGCCCUCGGAUCGUACCGUGCACUCUACUUGCUCAACUGGGUCUACCGGUACAUGGUGGAGUCGCAUUACGACCUCAUCGCGAUCUUUGCCGGCAUUGUUCAGACCAUCCUCUACUGCGAUUUCUUCUACUUAUACAUUACCAAAGUUCUUAAGGGCAAGAAGCUACAACUGCCGGCAUAAGGAGUCGUUGGCUUGUUGGUACACAUCAUCAGUCGAAGGCAUUAAGAAGCAAGUGAAAACAUUCAGACGGAGAUGGAAUGCAAACAAAGCGAUGAACGCGUGGACCGUUUGACAAAAGCAUAUUUAGUUCAUAUUAUAAAGAAGAUGCAUCGAGCGGAGAGUAUAAGUUGUAAUAUUAUUUUUUGAGAAAUAAACCGAAAAUCGGAAGUCAAACAAACUUGCAAUAUCAAAAUAAUGUAUUCGCUCGGUAAACGAUGCAUUAAUCUCCGUUUCUCGAUACCCACAUUCUUAGCUGUCACAAAAUCCAAAAAAUAUUAAAUUAGUAUUCCUUUAAUGGAAAAUUGUCUAAUGAACUUUUAUUAAACAGGUUUUCUCCUUAAGCGGAGGCUUUUUCAUUGAUAACAAUACCACUGAAGAGGUCAUAGAUUUCCUUCAUUAAAUUAGAAUUUAAAGAGUAUCAAUUAAAUAGCUUCUAAGCGGAAUGUAUCCUAAAAAUCCGAAUAAGUUAAGUCUAAGUUUUGUGGCUUAUUUAAACGUAAAAGAAUUUGCAAUGCCGUCAGCCCCAGACUCGUGAAAACUCCAAGUGUUAGAAAUUUGUGCACAAUUUCAAUAAAUUCAAAGUAUCAACUGUAA